Molecule: messenger RNA, 907 nt
Organism: Dacryopinax primogenitus
Lineage: Eukaryota; Fungi; Basidiomycota; Dacrymycetes; Dacrymycetales; Dacrymycetaceae
Exons: 3
Coding region: 703-876 (57 amino acids)
Source: RefSeq, a predicted model, not a curated record
CCAUUCUCCCGCAAAGAUCGCCUUUUUUGAAAAUUCCAUCGCGGCUUGUGCAAGCGACACCCGCUCGCCCGACCUCACAUACCGGAGAUGCAGAUUGGAGCUGCUCUCCGAAUGGGAGCAGCAAAUCCAGUCCCGAUUGAAGGCCAGGAUCCCCGAGCUCCUCCGGAUGUCCUUGGCGUCUUCUAUCACGCCUUUUCCGCCUUCAAGCCGCAGCCGGAAACCCAACACUGAUCGUCCUCGUGAGGCCAUCGAUGCAUGGCGGUAACGCAGCGUUGCAUCUGGUGGGGCCAGCCUCUCUUCAUGUUGGCCUAGAUGCUCCCCCAACGUCACAUCGAACUGCACAGCGAAUUCGUCCACCCGCUCCGCAUCCGCUUGCAGAAUACCGCCGUGGAGAAAGGCCACACGAUCGCAGAGGGCUUCGCCCAUCGGGACUACCACCGGGAGGCUCUUCAUCUUCUCUCCGCGGUAGGUGAACAAUUUAAUCUCCAUGGCAUCUGUCACCGCCACGAGCACCCCGUCUUCCAUGCCCGACCAAAUCCACCGUGCCCCGCCCAGGGGUACGGCCCUAUACUCCAACUGUCCCGACAUACCCUCGCUGAAACAGUUGGCCUUUCUCACCCAGCUUCUUGCCAGUGACAGGAGAUGUCGGGCUGCGUGGGGUCCCGACAUCUCCCGCCAGUUCGUCGGGGAAGACGGGACGGGAUGGCCAUUAACCCGUGUCUCCUGUCGAACGCGGCUGACCAGGGUGUGGUCCACUAUAUCUUUGAAGGCCCGGAACACCUGCCUGAGCGACAAGAGGUCGCUCACUCCCAGGGGUUGCAUCACACGCUCCCACAGUUCUGCGGGCAUGUAUGCUCUCGAAGAGGAUGCCCAUAAGCAGGUCGCCAUCGAUACCAUUGUGCGCGUG